CCGUCAUCAUUCCAGCACCGACGAAACAGACUCGACUCAGACAACCCAAAACGUUUGUGAGCGAAGGAAUAGUUGUACUGUAUAAAAUGGCCAAGUCCAAGACAAAGAGGAGCAAGAUCCCCAAUAACGCUACAAUUCGUCGAGAAGUUCGUCCGAUACUAACAUCGCGAAAUCAUCUCGAUCCACUAGUAGCGACGUCUCCGUCCUUAGGCAGCAAUUCUGUUUCUCCAUCCAGUGCAUGUACGAGUGGUAAUAGUGAAACAAUUAUUAAACCCUACACUCCCCUGUCUGCGGCUGGUCUGACGUUGGAUGGAACAACAACAACAACAACAAUACCACAGACUCCUCAUCAUCAGCAACCAGAAGAUCCACUGGCGAACCCCGCCCGAUUUGCCACUCAUCAUCACAACAACCAACAGAAGCGUGUGGAUGCACCUUCCUUUCAGAUUCACAUGACAACGGCACAAUUCAAACAGGCACUCGAUCGAUUUGGAACCGAAACAGAAGAAACAACAACAACACGCAGAAGAAAUUUCAUCACCAUGUCGUCACCACUACACCCAUCCACUCCUGCCUCUACUGCUAGUAGUAACUGCAGUGUCAUGACGGGUGCCGUGGCCUGUUUGUGCUCGGCGACACUGGGCGCUGGAAUACUGGCGUUGCCCUAUGCCAUGGCCGAAGCAGGACUCGUUUGUGGCAUGGGAUUGCUGCUUUUGAGUGCCAUGGCCACGGCAUUUUCCAUUCAAUUGCUCGUACAGGCCAUGCAAGUCGUUUACUAUCAUUCUCAUAACAACAUGACAACAAAAGAAAAAACCUACGAAGACCUUGUGGAAAUUUGUCUCGGAACCACUGCCCGACGAAUUGCCGAAGCUUCCAUGCUCCUGUUUUGUGGAGGAGGGGCCGUGUCCUAUGUGAUUGCCGUGGGAGAUAUCGUACAACAAUCGGGGCUCUUGGAGCAUUUGGCAUCCUCAUUGUCUCCAACGGCUGCCAGGGCCCUGGCCAUGACGGUCGUGUGGAUUCUCGCCAUGGUGCCUCUUUCCAUGCUCCGGACCAUGAAGAGCUUGGAAUGUACCAGCUCUAUUGGGAUUGCCAGUAUUGCCACGUUGGUUGUGGCGGCCCUCUAUCAUUACUUGGAACAUCAUACGCAACAACCACAAGAGCAACAACAACUACUAAACGAUGAUCAUCAAUCCAUUCUCGCGCCGACACAAGGAAUUCUUUCCGUCCUGCGAGCAUGUCCCAUUAUACUCUUUGCAUUCUCCUGUCAAGUCAAUGUUUGUGCCAUUUAUGAUGAAAUGAAAGGAGACAAUGACCACCCAGGAGAACAAGGACAUCAUCAUAAUCAGUCGACUCAUGAACUCACUCAACCACCACAAAUAAUCUGCAAUGACGAAGAAACACCCACCACCAGUUCGUCCAGCAGUGCAUCACCACAACAACCACAACAACAAUCCACCAAUGCUACUAAUUUUACAUCCAAGUAUCGUCGCAUGAUCCUCGUGACGUGGAUAGCAGUGGGCAUUUGCGCCCUCCUCUAUUCCUCCAUUUCCAUUAUUGCACUCUUGGAUUUUGGAUCCCAACACAUGACACCCAACAUUUUGUCAAGUUACAAUCCCGAAUCCAUCAUGCAAGUCGCAUUCAUUGGAAUGGCACUGGCAGUCGUAUUGGCGUAUCCCUUGAAUAUUUUCCCCGCAAGGGCCACCUUGUUGGGAAUGUGUCGAACAUCACAACAAGAAAACAACAUAGUCAUUGUGGAUGACAUGCCGGCGUCUCCCACGGCAUCUUUCAGCCAUAACAACAACAAUGCCUUGACCGAACCACUCUUGGCCAAUGACGACAACAAUAGCACGUCGGGUUCCUUCCAUAGUGCGGCGUCAGCACACCACGACGAAGCGGCGUCGGCACAACACGAUGAAGCGACACUGGCAACCUCCAAUGUGGCCAUGUCGCCGACCAGACACAACAAUCACUUUGAUAUUAUUACAGACGAAACUACUGCCGACGCUGGUUGGUUGGGGCAUGUAGCAGUGACACUGUUCUUGACGGGGGCAUCCCUGGGUCUUGCUAUUGUGGCACCCAACAUUUCCGUGGUAUUUGGACUGUUGGGAGGGACGUGCACCAGCGUCAUGGGAUUUAUUCUACCCGGAUUGUUGGGGUACAUGACGGCCAAUGACUUUUAUCAGGUGGACCAAAAUGAUAAUAAUAAUGAGGCAAACCGAGGCGCCGCGGCUCGGACACGAGUCCUGUCACUGCUCUUGGUCGUGGCCGGGGUCUUGAUUGGAAUCAUCACCACAGCUGUCACGGUCUACAGCACAUUCAUUGCAACUACUACUCAACCCCAACACAACAACAACUCAAUUUUGACUCUUGCUACACGUCACCAUAAUUCAUAAUCAAUAGGAACACUAGCUAGAUGUUUAUGAAACCUC
Messenger RNA from Seminavis robusta, 2429 nucleotides. NCBI's taxonomy places the organism in Eukaryota, Bacillariophyta, Bacillariophyceae, Naviculales, Naviculaceae. The record is from the annotation of a GenBank genome assembly.